Messenger RNA from Scleropages formosus (Asian bonytongue), 4964 nucleotides. RefSeq names its product sterile alpha motif domain-containing protein 9-like. The transcript is spliced from 3 exons. Bases 206 to 4747 code for a protein of 1513 amino acids. Gene Ontology annotation, cellular component: cytoplasm. NCBI's taxonomy places the organism in Eukaryota, Metazoa, Chordata, Actinopteri, Osteoglossiformes, Osteoglossidae. The record is from RefSeq and is a predicted model, not a curated record. Gene Ontology annotation, molecular function: protein binding.
GGACACUCCUCGAUGAUUCGAAGUUAUUAACUAAAAAUACUGUGUUUCGGAAGCAGGAGGCGGUCGUCACCGUCCGCACUGCCUCCUUUGUGAACUUGCUGUUUGAUCGGCAGCGGUGGCUGGAGCCGAACCCUAAGAGACAAGGUGACCAGGUGUGAUCGCCUGGUGCUGAGGGCAGCGACGCCACACUCACCUCCUUUACAUAAUGGCCCAGUUGCCUGCGGAACAGUCUGCAGAAAGUGAAGGAGAGCUACCUGAAGACAUUAAAGCCUGGACUAGAGAUCAUGUCAGACAAUGGCUUCUUAAGGAGAACCUUGUGGACCUGAAAGUUGUGAAUACAUUUUAUGAGCAGGACAUCUGUGGAGCUAGUCUGCUUUUACUUGAGAAAUCUGACUUGCAGAGCUUACAUAUCACACUAGGACCAGCAAAGCUGAUCCUCAAGAGAAGGGAUGAACUUGCAAAAUCUAAGAAAAAUCAGGCAGGCAGCCACCCAAGACUAUGUAAGCCCUAUCCAUUUAAUCGAUUCCACGAUGCCUAUAGAUACAAGGCAGAUAGCAUCUUGGAUGUCACAGAAACAGGUCCGUCAAACCUUACAGAGCCCUGUCAUGAGUUCAAAGCAUAUAUUAACACCGGAGAGUCAAGUCAUGAAGGUAAAAUGUCAAAGUUUACAAAGGAAGUUAUUAAGUUUGCUGCAGCCUGUAUGAACAGCCGCACCAAUGGCACUAUUCACUUUGGGGUGGGUGACACGCCAGACUUCAUCCAUGGGCAAAUUUUAGGGGUUACUGUCGAUGACAGGGAAGGUUUUGUUAAAGAAUUACACCACGCCAUAGAGGGUUCCUUUGAGUACAAACAUUUUGAGGAAGCCAAAAAAUGUAUUAAGCCACCUCGUUUUGUGGCUGUCCUCAACCCCAACAUGACAUCAUCAGAGAAGUGUGUAAUUGAAGUUGACAUUGUGCCAGCUCACACUAUAUGUCAAACAAACAUCUAUUAUGUAUUCAGUGUAGAUAGGAGGAAAUGCAAAAAGAAGAGUAAAAUUCAAGAUGGUGACAAAGAGGAGCAGAAGAGAAAGCUUUUCUUAAUCCGUGAUGGUUCCAGCAGCAGAAACCUUCUAGCACCAACCAGUCACAGUAAGCCCUUGGAAGAAUUCAACAGAUUUGUUGCCAAUAUCAGAAAACUGGCUGAAUCAAGGGAAACAGAAGAGAGAAAACACCUGACUGAUGUUAAAAGGAGUGUACAGGGCUCCAGGCUCGGUGAAAUGAUAACAGGUGGGUCACAAUCCUUGGAUAAGUCACGCUUUGAGAGAUAUAUUCUGGUGACUAAUAAAUCCCAUGAGGUGCAACUUGAAUCACUGGAAUUUAUUACUGAGUUAAACCCAACAGUUGUGCUAGACUUUGACUCGGAGUCUUCAGAAAAUGGGCUUUUUAAGUAUUUUGAUGAACAACGGAGGGUAAACAUUCACCUUCCAGAGGAGUACAAAAUUGUUGGACCAGUAGAAGACAUCGCUGCCAAGCUGAAACUAAUGAAAAACACCAGCUGGGUUUUCUGUAAUGGAUGUAAGACAACACAGGCACCCUCAGAUCUGGAUACCUGGUUAACAGAAAAAGCAGCAUCCGUUCGAGAUGUGAUUUCCUUUCUGUGCCGGAAGGACGUGCUGCCACAGAAAAGAUUUCUAGUUGUCUUUUUGCUAUUAUCCAGUGUUACUGACAUGAUGGAUCCCAUGUUGGAGACAUUCAGCAUAUUCUGGCAAGAACUCAGAGGUACACAGCAAAUCCUUUGUCUCUGUGAGAAUGAAACAGUGUUCACCAGUUGGAAAGACCUUAUUGACACCCGCUACCGAGUUGACAUCUCAUCAAGGUCCAUCUAUGAACUUAGUCUUGCCGAAAUUAAUGGCACCGUCCUUAGUCUCUGGUCAGACAACUGCAGAUCCAAUAGAUUCUUGCCUUGUAGUGGGGGAAGCAAAGUCCUUUUAAAAAAAAAGCAAGAAGACUGUUUGGACACUCUUAGCAUUCUUUGUGUGAACCAAUGUGAAGGUGGCAGUGAGGACAAGCGGUGUUUAGAAGAAACUUUUUACAAAGGAGGGAAAGUGUCUUGGUGGAACUUCUAUUUUUCUGAGCAACCAGGAUCUAUGCCAUUCAUCAAGAGGGAUGGAUAUAAAUCCAUUAAAAAAACUGUCAUUCCAGAAUUACUUACUUUAAGGCAAGGUUGUGUAUCCCUUCAUGUGUUACAUCUCCCAGGUUGUGGUGGCACAACCCUGGCAAUGCAUGUCCUGUGGUCACUGAAGGAAAAAUACCGUUGUGCUGUUUUAAAGGAGGGAUCUUUUGAUAAAUCCAGUGUUGCCUCCCAGGUGGUACAACUAUUGACAUGUGAGGUGGCAGAACAAUCCAUUCCACUUCCGGUGCUCCUGAUGGUAGAUGGUUUUGAUGAGAUGGAUUCUGUAUUUGAUCUCCAAUGGCACAUUGACAACGAGUUGGCCAAGAAGGACCUUUGUUCGAAAAGCCCACAAGUAAUACUACUCAACUGCAUGCGGGCAGAGUUAGUAGAGCACAGUGCACUGUCGAAAAACAUUGUCUUCAUUGGGAAUAAACUUUCAGAAACAGAGCAGAAGCAGUUUGAAAAGAAGUUAGAGGAAAUUGAGAAGACCUACAAGAAUGCUGAGACAUUCUAUGGUUUUAUGAUAAUGAAGAAAAAUUUCUUACCAGAAUACAUCCAAGGUGUUGCUCGAAAUACACUGAAGCGCUUUGAUAUUGAUCGCAAGCAUGCUCAGCUAAUUUCUGCCAUUUUUCUUUUGAAUGUCUACUGCGAGAAUUCAUCACUCUCUGUGUCUCUGUGUGAAGAAUUUCUUGAAUUGGAAACAAAGCCAUACUAUGCAUCCCACAAUGUAGAGGAUGAAUUUGGAAAGUUCUCCACUCUUGUGACUCGUUGUACUGUGAAAGCCAAAGUCAUAUAUGAUGCUGUGAAGACCAUCCAUCCUAUGAUGGCAGAAUACUGUUUAGAGGAACUUACAACCUCUUACAAUGUUUCCAGAGCUGAGCUGACAAACCUUCUGUUGAGCAAUGACAAGUUCUUUGUGUGUGUACAGGGGAAAGAUGAACUCAUGAAGUAUAUCCACAGAAUGUUAGUGAAAAGACGCUGUGUACGUGGGGAGCAGAAUAAGUUCUCUCCUCUGAUAGAGGCUAUUAUAAAGGAAAGAUCAGGGGCAGAAGAAACCGUGUUGCAUAAUGCAGUCAAACGGCUUGACAAAGAUGCCAUCAUGUGUCAGUUGCUUGCUAGAUAUCAUUAUAUUAAGAAGAAAGACUUUAAACUGGCUAAGGACUGGGCUAAAAAAGCUAAAGAUCUUUCUCAGGGAAACUCAUACAUUUUUGACACAGCGGCACAAGUGAUCAAGCACGAGCUGAAAUCUGCCUUAGCAAGUGCAAAUAAUCCCAUCACACCAGAAAUGCUGAAGGAAUAUCUGAAAAUGGCCGGUUCCGCUACAGAUGCUUUCAAGGAAACCCAGGAGACUGCCAAAAAGGAGGUAUCCCUAUAUCAAAUCAAGAGAGGUAACAGCCCUUUCAACACUGCUGGAUACCUUGGAGAAAUCCAAGUUGGAGUGAUGAUUUUGGAAGUUCUGAAAAGAACUCCCAUUUUCAGUGCUGGGGACCCUGUUCGUCAUGACAUUAUGAAGAUGUUUCUGUCAGGAAAAAUGAAAAUCCAGGACAUAUCAAAGAAAGACACGGUGCAUGCACCUUAUUAUGAUAUCCUGCAUGAAUUCAGUGACCUGCUCUGCAACUUACGGUGUAACAUGAAAAAGCAGUUUGAUUUCCUUGACUGCUUUUUUGUCAAUCUAGGACCAAAGUUGUCCCUGUCAGAUUGUCGAGGGCAAAGCACCCAAGAAGAACUCCGCAGAUGCUUUCAUUUUUACGUUGAGUUAUUUUGUAAAUUCGAUGUUUCCUCACUGCCGAAGGAGUCCAUGAGCUUUCAGAUUCACAAAAAAAGAAAGUUUUUGGAGAGCAUGCAAGCUGACACUCAUUCUGGACUACUGAAAUGCAUUUCUGAAAAUAUCUCGGGUGAAAACGUGGAAGAAAUUGUCAGAACAUACAAAUUCAUUCUGUCAAAUUCACAAUCUGAGAAAAAGCCUGUGAAAGACAGAGUCAAUUUUAUCUAUGCCAUUGUUGCUCUUCAUUGCAUCAAGCCAGACUCAGAUGUCCUUCCUUCAUUUCAAACCCUUCUACGUGAACUCUGUGGGAUUCUUAAGGAUCCAAUUUUGCCCAGAGAGAGCCUGGCUUUGCACUUCAUUGCCAUUGCUCUGUUAUGGCCAUCACAGAAGUGCAGCCCAGAUGUACCAGAAUUUUCUAAGCAGCUGGGAAGUUAUGCGUCACAAAUGUCAAGAGAUUACUGGGACCAGAUGGGACCAGUGUGCCAUAGUAAAUGGCCCAUCAGCCAUUUAUACCUGGGUAAGAAGAAAGGCUACAACCAGUUGAUCCAUCAUAACAAAGUUGUCAGCAGUGUUGACUCAGAAGAAGCCAUCACCUCUUUGUGGGGAAAUGGAACGAUAUGGAAGCAGGAAAAAGUCCAAGACCUCCUUUACAGAGCACAGGGAAAGGUGCUGAAGGACACAAUUCUGUUAGAAACCGAGCAAGGUGUCAAAAUUGAAGUCAAACCCUAUUACAAAAGUCAGAUACGUGGCGGAAGGGGUAACAGCAGAGUUUCAUUCUUCAUUGGCUUUACUAUGAAAGGACCAUUAGCUUUUGAUAUACAGUUUCAGUGAAGGUCUGAGAGUGCUAAUAAACAGUUGUCACUUUUUAAAAUCAUGGCAGACAAAAUCCAGUGUUCAUGACUAGGACUGAUAUUAUAUGGCCUUUCAAUUGCAUCAAGGGAUUGAAGCCCAUUAUUUAACUUUGCUAAAGCCAAAAAUGUUUAGGAAAUUCAUCAAUAUAUCAUGUUUAACUGAGUAAAACUUAGCAACCCUGUGCUGUUUCAUUCAA